AUGGCCAGACGAGAAAAUAUAGCUUUGAAUAAACCCACACACCAAUCAAACGUGUACGUCAGUAACGAUAAAAAAUAUGGAGAGGCUACAUUUCAUUCCAGCAAUGCUGUUGAUGGUUUGAAAACGAAUUUCUCAGCCUUUGGAGGACAGUGUGUUAUAUCACAUGUCCGUCAGAGAACUGCAACCUGGUGGGUUGAUUUGACAUCCAUCCACAGCAUCCACGAUAUAAGAAUAUAUUACAGGACAGACAAUGCACCAUGGAAUGCUUCUAAUGGCUACACUGCCAGAUUUCUAGGAUUUUAUAUUUAUGUGUCUAACACAACAAACACUGAAGAUGGACAUCUAUGUUUCCACGACACGAACUACACCAGAUCCACAAUACCAGCGGUGGCCAACAUACCCUGCCCUGUACACGGUCAAUAUGUUAUAUAUUUCAACAAAAGACCUCAGGAUUCAUCAAAUGCUGGACAGUUUUCUAAGGAUGCACAUAAUGAACUGUGUGAAGUAGAAGUCUACGGUUGCAAUAAAACAGGGUACUAUGGACGUACCUGUUCCUUACCCUGUCCAGAUACAGACUGUCGUUAUUGUCAUAUAAAGACAGGUGCUUGUCAGGGGUGUAAACCUGGGUACCAGGGACAUCAGUGUGAAUUGCACUGUAGUUAUAAAUCCUAUGGAGAAGCUUGCAAGAAAAAAUGUGGUAAUUGUAGCGAUGGGAUGACAUGUCAUCAUAUCAACGGUAGAUGCGCAAAUGGAUGUGACUUUGGGGUUUAUGGAAAUAAAUGCAAAACACCCUGUCCUGUCGGUUGGCAUGGCAAGAAUUGUUCUGAUAGAUGUCGAAACUGUGAUAAAUGUGACCGAUUUACAGGUCAAUGUACGUCUCCAUGUCACGUAGGUUGGAAAGGAGCAACUUGCAAUGAGGGUUUUUGA
Messenger RNA from Saccostrea echinata, 927 nucleotides. Its product is annotated as multiple epidermal growth factor-like domains protein 10. Gene Ontology annotation, molecular function: scavenger receptor activity. The transcript is spliced from 7 exons. The record is from RefSeq and is a predicted model, not a curated record. NCBI's taxonomy places the organism in Eukaryota, Metazoa, Mollusca, Bivalvia, Ostreida, Ostreidae. Bases 1 to 927 code for a protein of 308 amino acids.